AUCAUUUCUUCGCCUGUUCCUGGAACAGUGAAUCAAAUUUCAGUGAUUAUGACGAUACCCUUUUACAAAUCAGGAACAUUUCAAGCUUAUAUAGAGAAACAUGGAGCUACAGUAGGAAUGCCAGAAAGAGUUACCCCAGCUAUCUUUCAGAUCUGCCUUUCAUAUACUCUUAGAGCCAAACUUGCUCCUAACUGGAACCAAGCUGGUCACUUGUUGAUACAAGGGAGAGAUUUUUUGUCACAAAUGGGAAAACUAAAUGCAGUUGUUAUGGACAUCAGUGUAUCAGAAACUCAACUUUGCAUCAGUGUGGAAGUAUGCAGGAUACAUUUACCACCACCUGAGCUAGAAGAUUUUGAUAUUUCAACAAACAUCAUAAAGAGCUUUGACGGUGAUAUUAAGGCAGUCAUUUCAAAAUGUUCUAUUUUAAGUAAUUGGUGUUAUGUUUUGCCAAGUGAUUUACAGUUACAUUGGGAAAACCUGUAUGGCUACCUUCUGCCAGAGGAUUCUCAGACAUAUUUCAGCAUUUAUUUCAAACUAAUAGGGGAACAACUCUUUAUAUAUCCUUCCAGUUGCAUAAGAAGUCAGCCCAUGCAGUACUUUCCUACAGCAGAUUUAGAAGCUAUUUUAGAUUCUUUUGUUACUGAUCUGAAGACUGUCAUUCCUCAUAUAUGUGGAUUUCCUGUUUUCUUGACACAGAAAGCAAUGUGCACUACAAACAAUUUUACACCAGUGUCUGUUCAGAAAAUAAACUCUAAACCAGCCAACCUUACUGCAAGAAGGAACUGCAAGGUACCUUUGACUCAAGUAGUUCCAAAAAAAGAUGAUGAACAUGCUGGAGUAGUGGGAGACGAAGACAAUAAUGGACAACAGUGGAAAACAUCAGAAAAUUCUGUUUUGACACUGAAAUCAAAUAAAGCUACAAGGAUCAUACCCAUUUUCAAAGGAAAGUUACUGCAAAUGGAUAGGCAGUUCACUAAAAGAAUUGAUGAAAAGAAAACAAAAAAUGUUUCAAAAGAUUUACCAAAAAUAGUAAUAGCUAAUACAACUGCUAAAUUGGCUGUAUUCAGACCCAGUGCAGAUCAGGUUAACAAAUCACUACAUGAUACAUCAUUUCAAAAUAUUACAAAUGGAAGUAUUUCUCAGAUACAGGUGGGAAAAAAUGUUAGAUCUAACAAAUUUGCAUUAAAAGAAGAAAAUAAAGAUGUUGGGUACCUGUUAAACUUCCCUUUACCUAAUAGAACAGUUUUAGGUAAACAUUCCAGUAAAAUCAAAUCUAGAAAGCUACAAUGUUCUUUGAUAUCUGCUGAUAACCAAUCAAAGCAUCAUACAUCAAGCAUCCACCAGCUUUUGAAUAAAUCUGCAAAUCUCAGUGAAAGCCAGAAUCUCCUGAGGUUGAAGAAAACCAAUGCAGUAGCUGAAGGAACUCCCAGAAUAUUUCAGAAUAACAUACAGAAUCCAAUGAAGGAAACAAAAAGAAAUGCUUACAGAUUAACCAAUUCAGUGUCUGAAGGUCUGACAGUAUCCAAUAAAUCCAACAGAAAAGGAGAUUGGAAAGAAUCAGUGUCAUAUCAAGACAUCGCUAAGACAUCAAGCCCUUAUCUGCCUUUUAACUAUCUACAGGAAGAAGAAAGAAGUUAUGCAAAACCUAAGAAACCAAGAACCAAUAACCCAUCAAACUAGAAAAAGAUGCAAAUGAGAAAAUAAACAGCAGGUUUGUAGAAGCUAAACCAUAGAACAGUGGUGGUGGUGGUGGUUUCAUUUAAGACUUGAAGUAUUUAAUUCAUAUUGAGUUUUUCCUGUUUCAUGAAUGAAUAAUUUAUGUUUAAAAAAUGGCCAAGUUCCUUUUUUUUUUCCACAGCAUCUACAUUCAAACAGACAAAUAAGUCUCCAAUUCGUGCAUAGAAUUCCAUUAGCUCAUACAACAUAGUUAUUCCAUGUAUAUAAAAUAAAUUAUUAUAACUACUGAUUAAAUUUCUAAGCUGUCCAAUAACUGAUAUUCUCUGGGCAAAUAAUACAUAUGCUUAUGAGUUAUCUGCAUUGAAAUGAGUGAUGGAAACAUUACAGGCAAUAACCUCCAUUAAAGCUCGUAUGUUCUGAAUGUAUAAUUAGUAUGACCAAACUGAUAUGUGUUCACAAUGCAAUGCUAAACUGUAGUUUAGUACAUCCCAGCAGAAAGAAGACCAUGAAAUGCUAGGUUCAGAUUCAAUUCUAAUUCUCUGCAUGAAGAGGAAGAAUGAAGUAAGAUUCAGGUUUACUUUAUUUGCAUCCUGGCUUAUCAUUGAAUUUAAACCAGGAAUUAUGGUUAAAAUAAAACUGUAAACUCAUUGAUGGUCUGCCAAACUCUGCCUAAGGGGGCAAUGACAGGAAAAUAUCAAGAGCUAAAUGUGUAACAAGAGUUUCCCACUUUCACUCUAAAACCUGGUUUAAAAUUAUGUUUGAUCUUCCUUACAUGUCAUGAAUUGUGGUUUAUUUCCUAUUGAAUGGGAUAAAUAAACAUUAA
This is a messenger RNA of Python bivittatus (Burmese python), 2500 nucleotides long. The record is from RefSeq and is a predicted model, not a curated record. NCBI's taxonomy places the organism in Eukaryota, Metazoa, Chordata, Lepidosauria, Squamata, Pythonidae.